Coffea arabica (coffee) is the source of this 1262-nucleotide messenger RNA. RefSeq lists its product as uncharacterized. The record is from RefSeq and is a predicted model, not a curated record. Lineage: Eukaryota; Viridiplantae; Streptophyta; Magnoliopsida; Gentianales; Rubiaceae.
AGAUAAAAAACGGGACGCUCUCUCCUUCUCCCUCUCUCUCCAUUUUUUCUCCUCCCUUUUUCUAUGGCGGAGCUGUCAAUGACAUCAUAAACGAUUCAACAGAAAAAACCCCACCUCAUUUGAGUAAUUGACUUCUCUCUCAAUUCUGUUUCACACAAUCCGCUAAACCCAAAACCGCCAUCAUUUAUGUCAAGUCACUUUCUUCCCCUGUGAACUCCAUCACAUACAUACAUAUUAUUCACAGAAGAGGAGGUGGUGGUGGCCUUUGUACUUUGUGGGGCUUCUCAUUCUUGAUUCGACUCACGAGGAUUUAAUGCUCUAACCCCUCCAUUCAUCCAUUUCUUGGAAGAAUACAGGGAGGAGAGCGAGGAGCUACGAUUACGUUGGUGGAGUUCUUGAGGGAAAGAAUGGAUGCUUCUGAUCGCAUGGUCAGAAGGAAGAGUAUAACUGAACGGUUGGGAUUGAAGGGGUUCAGCUGUUGUGGGGCCACGUGGGGUCUUGGACCUGCUCAUACUCAUAGUAGCGUUAGUGUGAGAGAUGAUGGUGGGGAGGCUGAGGGAGGAGGUGAACGGCAGCGGGAAAUUGAGGUGAUAGACGUCGGUCAUGCUUCGCCGGAAAAUGGGUCAACGGCGGCGUGCGCCGAUUGUGUCCCGGCAACUUCCGGGAUGAACUUGGCUGCAGCUCUGGCGGCAGAAAGGCAAUUCAGGGCGGCCCAAGAAUUGGUGGGUUUAAGUCCAAGCCCAAUGAGGCCCAUGACUGAGGCUGAUGGGGUAGCUAACGGUGUGGCUGCUGGUGGGACGCCGUUCAGGGUGUCGUUGAUGACACUGCUUGAAGAGACGGACGGUUAUGAUUAUGGGGACUGGGAGAAAGAGGAGAAAGGAGCGGGUUCUGAUUCAGUGUGCUGCGUGUGCAUGGGAAGGAAAAAAGGCGCAGCUUUCAUACCAUGUGGGCACACUUUUUGCCGGGUGUGCUCAAGGGAGUUGUGGUUCAACCGAGGGCUCUGUCCCUUGUGCAAUCGUUCAAUUCUUGAGAUUCUCGAUAUAUUCUAGUGAUGCUGAUGCUCUUUCAUUUUUUUUUUUUUUUUGGAGAUUGGGAAAUGAUGGAUUUCAUCUGAGCAGGGCAAUUUGAUGACGAAAUCCAUGAAUUUUUAGCAGAAGUGAAUGAUGUUCAAUGGAUGACCAGGGCAAUGUAUUCUCACAUCUAUGUAACACACCUAUAAUUCUAUAUCUGUCAAUGAAUUUUACACUACUGUCAUUGCAAAA